AUGGCUGUAAUCAAAAGAACAGAGGAUGAUCUGGAGAAAUUGAACCCCUUAUACAUUGUUGGUAUAACUGUGACGCCUGAUGAAGAACAAAACUUAAAUCAUUAUGUAGAAGUUUUACAGAACCUAAUACUAAGUGUUCCUACUAGGGAGCCAGGUCGUGAGGAAAAAUCAAAGUCUCCAAGUAAUGCUCAUUCUAUAGGACCAAAGUUAUCAAGAUUUAAGGAGAUAAUUACACAUGGAGACACUUCAACUAAAAAUGAUGUUUUAACGAAUCCUGUCAGUGAAGAAACCACAGCAUCUCCCACUGGAGGCUUCACAAUGCCAGGAAGGAAGGAAAAAUCUACUGAAAGUACAGCAUUCUGGUCAAUUAAACCAAAUAAUGUUUCGGUUGUUUUACAUGCCGAUGAACCUUAUAUUAUUAAAGAGCCAGAGCCAGAGCCAGAUUCAGAAGUAAGAUCCACUGAGGCGCCAAAGCCAUUGCCAAAUGUUACUAAAUCAUCCACAAGUCCAGAUGUCACCCCUUUAAGUAGGAGCACUGACAUGGAUACUGUCACAGAACCAGAAGAUGUUCCUCAGCUCUCAGGCGAAUAUACAGUGGGAACACUUGAAACAAUAACAUUUGGAAGACACCCACAGAUUUUGAAUAAUGAAGACAUUUUGAAAAAAAUUUCAGAUAUUAGUUCACAGGUGCGACAGGCACCUCUUGUUGAAAGCCUCAAGCCAGAAUACAGAGAGGACAUUCGAGCCUCUAGAGAGCACCUAAAACGAAGCCUUGCUUUAGCAGAAGCAGCAGAACAUAAAUUACAAAAAAUGUAUAGAUCCCAGUUCUUACCACUUGGCCGAAGCAGUAGUGGAAUUGAUGACAUUGAAACUGUAAUUAACAUGCUGUACAAUUCUAGGUCUAAAUUAUCUGAAUAUUUGGAUAUUAAAUAUGUUCCACCAGACAUGAGAGAAAAGGCUACUACAGUCUUCAAUACAUUGAAAAAAAUAUUAUGUUGCGAAUCCCAACAGGUGUCUUCCUUAAUGGGUUUCUCCUGUGGGCCUUUGCUGUCGCUUGUGCUCACAAGCCAGCCUGCUCAAAUCCCUGCCACCCUGGUGCUCCCGGAGCUGUCCACCACCAGCCAGCCAUUUGAGGCCAUCUCCUCCACUGCUCAGCCACUGAGGUCCUCUGAAACUUCAAGACUCCCUGAGCCCACACCGUACCCGGGCCACCUGCAUUCCCUGCAAAAGCGGGAAGAGCAUCUGAUCUGCUUUCCGAGAGCUCAGACCAGAGGCUCCUUGUUGGAAUUUCUCAGGAGCAAGUUGGCCAGUGGCCAGCACGUGGGUGACCGAGGGGCUGUGGGUGUGAGCAGGGCUUUAGAAGACUCAGGAAGAGGAGGAGCUGGAGAGAAGUGA
This is a messenger RNA of Puma concolor (puma), 1395 nucleotides long. Lineage: Eukaryota; Metazoa; Chordata; Mammalia; Carnivora; Felidae. The record is from RefSeq and is a predicted model, not a curated record.